Electrophorus electricus (electric eel) is the source of this 1322-nucleotide messenger RNA. Its product is annotated as single-stranded DNA-binding protein 3. Gene Ontology annotation, cellular component: nucleus. Gene Ontology annotation, molecular function: protein binding; single-stranded DNA binding. Gene Ontology annotation, biological process: positive regulation of transcription by RNA polymerase II. The record is from RefSeq and is a predicted model, not a curated record. NCBI's taxonomy places the organism in Eukaryota, Metazoa, Chordata, Actinopteri, Gymnotiformes, Gymnotidae.
CUGUGCCUGAUUUGUGGCCAAUGUUGGAGAUGUAAAAAAAAAAAAAGGAGGAAAAAAGCCACUAUCCGGGUAGCUAUGGAGAUGGACGGUUUUCCUGGCUGCUUUCUUUGACAGGUGUUGAGCAGGUUAAAAGUCUUAAAAACAAGAGUCCAACAUGUACGCCAAAGGCAAAGGAGCUGUCGUGCCGUCUGAUAGCCAAGCAAGAGAGAAGUUAGCUUUAUAUGUCUACGAAUACCUGCUACAUGUCGGCGCUCAGAAAUCAGCACAAACCUUCCUGUCUGAGAUCCGGUGGGAGAAGAACAUUACUCUAGGAGAGCCUCCAGGAUUCCUGCAUUCAUGGUGGUGUGUGUUCUGGGACCUGUACUGCGCGGCUCCAGACCGGCGCGAGACCUGCGAGCACUCCAGCGAGGCCAAGGCCUUCCACGACUACAGUGCAGCAGCAGCCCCUAGCCCUGUCAUGGGGAGUAUGCCCCCCAACGAUGGCAUGCCGGGCGGACCCAUGCCCCCCGCCUUCUUUCAGGGCCCUCCUGGCUCGCAGUCGUCUCCUCACGCACAGCCUCCCCCACACAACCCCGGCAACCCCAUGAUGGGACCCCACGGCCAGCCUUUCAUGUCUCCGCGGUACCCCGGCGGACCACGGCCGUCCCUCCGCAUGCCAAACCAGCCACCUGUCGGGGUUCCCGGGUCACAACCACUCUUGCCAAACAGCUUGGACCCCACCCGGCCGCAAGGACACCCCAACAUGGGCGGCCCGAUGAGAAUGAACCCGCCGAGGGGAAUGGGCGGCAUGGGACCCCAGAGCUAUGGCGGGAUGAGACCACCUCCCAACUCUCUGGGCGGACCCGGAAUGCCGGGAAUGAACAUGGGUCCAGGAGGCAGGGGUCCCUGGCCAAAUCCCAACACUAACUCAAUAGCGUACUCCUCCUCGUCUCCAGGCAACUAUGUGGGCCCUCCAGGAGGCGGUGGUCCUCCAGGUACCCCAAUCAUGCCCAGUCCAGGAGACUCCACCAACUCCAGUGAGAACCUGUACACGAUGAUGAACCCCAUUGGCCCAGGCGGCAACAGGCCCAGCUUCCCGAUGGGUCCAGGUCCAGACGGUCCCAUGGGAGGCAUGGGCUCCAUGGAACCCCAUCACAUGAACGGGUCGUUAGGCUCGGGAGAUAUGGAUGGGCUGCCAAAGAACUCGCCGAAUAACAUGGCGGGCAUGAACAACCCGCCGGGCACGCCCCGGGACGACGCCGAGAUGGGCGGCAACUUCCUCAACCCGUUCCAAAGCGAAAGUUAUUCACCCAACAUGACGAUGAGUGUGUGAGGUUGUUGUU